CAGUUCUAUAACGAAAGCUGACCUAACCGGACGGGCGGUGGCAGUUUUCACUUGGCUCUGAGUGGAUUGAGCGUUGAAGAGUAUUUGCGGUGCUUAUAGAAAUUGAUAUUGUCAAUAGCAUCCGGGUCUGCGUCUGUAUCCGGUUCGCUCAGUGCAAACAAAUAAACGAUUCUACACUUCAAACGCUUUAAAUAUAUGGCCUACUAGGAUACUGGGUCAUCAGUAGUGUUACUUUUCUCGUUCAACAAUCACUUCAGUUUGCUUGGCCUACUGCGUAAGAACAUGGUCGAAGUAAACCUAUUCUCUGCUUUGGCCGUGGGCGCCGUAAUCCUGCUGCUGUAUCAUUACAUAGCGAAAAAGUAUCACUAUUUCCUUACCAAACCAAUACCAUGCAUCAAACCCACCUUCCUGUUGGGCAUCUUCGAUAUGGUAGUGUUGAAACGGGUUGAACUGGUUUUCGGAUCAAAGCUUCUGUACAACUCCUAUCCAGAUGCGAAAAUCAUCGGCUACUACGAACUGACGAAGCCAACCUACAUGGUGCGUGACCCAGAGAUGAUCAAGAAGAUCGCCAUCAAGGACUUCGACAGCUUCACCGAUCGAACACCGGUAUUUGGCGAUGCGGUUCCCGCCGACAGUUUGUUCUUCAAUUCGUUGUUCUCGCUCCGUGGGCAGAAGUGGCGCGAUAUGCGGUCAACUCUGAGCCCUGCUUUCACCGGAAGUCGUAUGCGGCACAUGGCCGAGCUGGUGGCCAAAUGUGCCACCAGUAUGACGGACUUUAUCCAUUCGGAAGCGAAGGCCGGCAGAAGACUGGAAUUCAACAUGAAAGACACUUUUUCGCGAUUUGUCUGUGACGCGAUCGCAAGCGUGGCAUUUGGAAUCGAGGUUGACUCGUUCCGCGAUCCGGAAAAUGAGUUUUACAAAAAGGGCAAUGAGUCACAGAAAAUACAUACUUUCAAAUCGUUGGCGACAUUCGUUACUUUACGGUUCGUCCCAUUUUUGCAAAAAGUAUUCAAUUUCGAUUUCGUGGACGCGAAUGUGGCAGGUUACUUCAAAAAGUUGAUUUUGGAUAAUAUGGACCAGCGCAAAAAGCAAGGUAUCGUUCGAAACGAUUUGGUCAACAUGUUGAUGGAAACGAAAAAAGGUGCCUUGAAGUACGAAGAGCCGGACAUGCAGGUCUCAGAGGGUUACGCAACAGUUGAAGAAUCGCACGUAGGCAAAUCUACACAUUCCAGGAUUUGGACGGACAACGAGCUGAUAUCGCAGUGUUUCUUCUUUUUCUUUGCCGCAUUCGAUAACGUAUCCAGCAUCCUGGCUUUCCUGUCUUAUGAGCUUACCGUCAAUCAGGAUAUUCAACGACGUCUCUACGAAGAAAUCGCAGUAACCGAGUCAACCCUCAACGGUCAACCGAUAACCUACGAAGCUCUUCAGAAGAUGGCCUACUUGGAUAUGGUAGUAUCGGAGGCUCUUCGUAAAUAUCCAACAGCGACUCUGACGGACCGUUACGCCAACAAAGACUACGUCUUCGAUGACGAAGAAGGACUGCGCUUCGUCAUCGAAAAGGGCAAAACCAUUUGGAUCCCAAUGCUAGCCCUUCACCACGACCCGAAGUACUUCCCGGAGCCGGAACGUUUCGAUCCGGAGCGCUUCAGCGAAGACAACCGAUCGAAAAUCGUCCCGGGUACGUAUCUUCCGUUCGGGGCAGGACCUCGAAGCUGCAUUGGACCGAGGUUGGCACUGUUGGAGGUCAAAAUGGCUCUGUACCACCUGGUCAAAGAUUUCAACCUGCAAGCGUCGGAGAAAACGCAGAUCCCGCUGCGGCUGUCCAAGAGUGCGUUCACCAUGCAAGCGGAAAAUGGCGUUUGGCUGGAACUGAAGGCUAGACCGAAAGCUUAGACCAAAUGAUGGAAUGGGUUUAUCUACUGGCUCUGAUGGCUAUACCGCAAAGUUAUCUUAUCAAUUCUUCAUCCGUGGCAAACAAAGUUAUCCGCGAAACGUAAGUCACAUUGACUACAAUCAUGGUAUGUUUAAUCAACACAAAUAUUUGGAAGUCAUCCAAAACGCAAAGUCGAUGUUACCGUACUUUGGAGUGUAUCAAUGUAAUUGAGCAUAUUAAAAAAAAAACGUUACAUAUUAUAUCAAAAUUCAAAAAAAUGUUGUUUUAGUAUUCAUAUUAUACUGCUCUGUGCGUUUGAAAUGCAAAUAUCAAAUGCGGGAACACCCAACGCGGUAAAUUUUUCAACAAGGAAGGCGAAGUCAAAAAUUGAUUUUCAAUGCUAGGUUGGCGGUGAUAUGGACUAUAAUUGCUAAGUAUCCUUUGGUUACUUUAUGUUACCGCAUUUGAAGCCCAGUUAGAAUUGAUUUGCACUUCAAACGCAAACAGCAAUACAUUAACCUAUCCCAAGCAACAUGUAAAAUGUUAUUAUAUUCUACAUAUAUUAAAUAAAGCAAAUAUAAAAAUCA
This is a messenger RNA of Aedes aegypti (yellow fever mosquito), 2460 nucleotides long. RefSeq names its product probable cytochrome P450 9f2. The transcript has 2 exons. The record is from RefSeq and is a predicted model, not a curated record. Gene Ontology annotation, molecular function: heme binding; oxidoreductase activity, acting on paired donors, with incorporation or reduction of molecular oxygen; monooxygenase activity. Bases 283 to 1893 code for a protein of 536 amino acids. NCBI's taxonomy places the organism in Eukaryota, Metazoa, Arthropoda, Insecta, Diptera, Culicidae.